This is a messenger RNA of Podospora pseudocomata, 1335 nucleotides long. RefSeq lists its product as uncharacterized. NCBI's taxonomy places the organism in Eukaryota, Fungi, Ascomycota, Sordariomycetes, Sordariales, Podosporaceae. The record is from RefSeq and is a predicted model, not a curated record. Bases 1 to 1335 code for a protein of 444 amino acids. Gene Ontology annotation, molecular function: monooxygenase activity; oxidoreductase activity, acting on paired donors, with incorporation or reduction of molecular oxygen. The transcript has a single exon.
AUGGCUACCCCGAAGAAGCAGCUGCACCUCACAGCGUUUAUGCGCCCAGUCUCGCUCCAUACAGGAGCAUGGCGCUACCCCGGUGCUGUUCCCAAUGCCAACUUUUCUCUCCCGCAUCUCAAGUCCUUCAUUCAAAAGCUCGAAGCUGCCAAGUUCGAUGCCUUCUUCAUGGCCGACCACCUAGCAGUCUUGAACAUGCCCAUCGAGGCCCUCCAGCGAUCCCACACCGUCACCUCCUUUGAGCCAUUCACUCUUCUGUCCGCAUUGUCCGCUGUGACAGAGAAGAUCGGCCUCGCGGCCACAGCCUCGACUACAUACGACGAACCCUACCACGUCGCCCGCCGCUUCGCCAGCUUGGACCACCUCUCCUCGGGCAGAGCAGCCUGGAACAUCGUCACGACCGGCAAUCCGGAAUCUGCCAAGAAUUUUGGGUUGGAUGAGCACGUGGAGCAUUCUGAGCGGUACAAGCGAGCCAGGGAGUUUUACGAGGUUGUCACUGGGCUGUGGGAUAGUUUCGCGGACGACGCGUUCGCCUCUCGGAGUCAGGAGUCCGGGAUCUACUUUGAUCCUUCCAAGCUUCACGUACUCAACCACAAAGGGGAGAGUCUCAAAGUGAGGGGGCCUUUGAACAUUGCGAGACCGGUACAAGGGUGGCCAGUGAUUGUUCAGGCUGGGCAGUCAGAGCCGGGGAAACAGCUUGCCGCAGAGACGGCAGAGGUGGUGUUUUGUUCGCCGAGGGAUAUUCAAGGUGCGAAGGAAUUGUAUGAGGAUAUCAAGGGAAGGGCAGAGAAGUAUGGCAGGAAUAGGGACAGCUUGAGGAUCCUGCCGGCCGCCUUGGUGAUUGUUGGUGAUACGGUUCAGGAUGCCAAGGAGAAGAGGUUGAAGCUUGAUAGCCUGGUUCAUUAUGAUAGCGCGAUUGCCUCGCUGUCCGUUGCUCUUGGUAGCGAUGCUUCAGGGUUCGAUCCUGAUGGUCCACUGCCAGAUGAUAUUGCAGACACCAACGCCAGCAAGACUGGGAGAGCAGGGGUUAUCAAGCUCGCAAAGGAUGAAGGCCUGACAGUCAAGCAGCUUGCCCAAAGAUAUGGAGGGUAUGCGGGGCUGGCCUUUGUUGGUACACCCCAGAGCAUUGCUGACGAGAUGGAGGAAUGGCUGUCACAAGGGGCCGCAGAUGGUUUUACUGUCACUUUCCCUUUUGUCCCCCAGGGAAUAGAUGAUGUCACGCAGAGACUGGUUCCUGAACUUCAGAGACGGGGCUUGUUCAGAACUGAGUAUGAGGGGAGUACUUUGAGGGAGCACCUUGGACUGUCCAGGCCGAACAAUCGUUUCUUUACCUGA